GGAAAAGCGUGGACGAGAACGGAACCGAUAUGGAAUAGCUACGCCUCAUCGGUAUUUGUAUGUGUUUCGGGAUAGAAACACCCAUUGAAGACCUACAGUUUGGAUAGAUGAAUAUCCAAGGAACAUUUACUGCUUUUCAGACUGGAAUAUAAACAACGAAUUGUGAAGAAUUUACUUGAAAAAAACUUCAAGAGUUGUGUAAACAUUCGACUCUCAGACUUGAAGGACCCCUUAUAAUAAGCACAAAAAUACUUUUCAAAAAUAAUGGAUUUUACUUUAUAACUCUGCAGAAUAUGUGACGAAUGAAUAGAUUUGGAUAUAUACACCAUUGUACGUUAUAUAAGGAUAUUUGUCAUCAUAAUCCUAAAGUGGAAUCUUCGUAAAAGACGUGGGAAUGGUUGAAAAGUACAGCCAUUGGAGUAAAAUGGCUAGUAAAAUUUUACUGUUUAUUUUCUGCAUAUGUGCAAUUGCAGAAUGUAGGAAUAUAAAGACUGUGACAGUGCCUCAUAAUAGCAAACCUGGAUUUAUACUUAGUAAGCUCCCUUUCUGGGGUCAGGCAUUUUCCCUAGAGGAUAACGACCCCUCAAUAUCGCAAUUUUUCCACAUACUUGAUGGCACCAUUAUGACGAGUGCAGAUAUUUCAGACCUUUUGGGAAAAAAUUUGAUGCUAAGCAUCAAAAAUACAAUUGCUGAUAAUGAAUGGUAUGAUAUAUUACAUGUGGAUGUACAGAAUGGCAAUAAAAUGUUAAUUUUUCCCGAACAGUCGUAUAAAGGGUAUGUCAUGGAAAAUCAACCUGCGGGCACCCCAGUACACAGCCUUUCAGCUCCUCUAUUUGCCAAAAUUAACAAUGUAGAAAGUCCUGAUAUUUUGUACUCCAUAGUAACAGGUCGUAGUGACCUAUUUGACCUGAAAUUAAGAGAAGGUCAAGUUGACAUCAUCACCUUAGCUCCUCUGGACCGCGAAGAAAAUUCUGAAUUCCAACUACAACUUAGCGCUUCAUCUCUCCAAAACAAUGAUAUUGCCCAUGCCAAAAUUACCAUAUUAGUUGAAGAUGAAAAUGACAACAUUCCCAAAUUUGAAUCUUCAUCAUAUAAUGUUCUUAUCCCUGAGGAUACGGUUGCUAUGACGACCAUUCUAAAGGUCAAAGCAGUAGAUCCGGACCAGGGAAAGUUGAAGUAUUCUAUGGAACCAAGCAAAUUAUUUAGAAUUGAUUCUGAAUCUGGUGACAUUGUUCUACAAACUCAACAAGGCAUUGAAGAAAAAACGUACCAAUUUGAAAUAUUCGUGGAUGAUGAUAUACAUCGUGAAGCAGCGAUUGUAUCAGUUGUCGUGGAAAGUGAUCUACUAUUUAUCCCUGAAAGUCAUCGAAGAAAUCGUAGAGCUGUUAGGCCAAUAAGAACUUUUGAAUUGGAUGAAGGCACGACUUCCUUGUUCAGUGUCAAGUCCCCACCACUUAACGAUCAGGAAAGAUUCGCUUUAGUUUCUGGAACAGAAAAGUUUAACAUUAACCCAUUUACUGGACAGUUGACUCUUGCGGCAAACCAGGAACUAGAUUAUGAAGAAACGCCAUCUAUAACUUUCUCUGUUGAGAUCACGCGGGCAGACGACAGAACCUAUAUUGAUGAGCAGCCUAUACGGAUAAACCUCCAAAACAUCAAUGAUGAACUACCAUACUUUGAAAAUAAGCCUGAAAAUUUCCUUGCGACUGUACCAGCCGAUGCCCAAGCUGGACAGAGCGUGUUCCUCAUGCACGCAAAGGACCCGGAUAAGGGAUCUCAGAUUGUCUACCAUCUAGAAUCAGGUGGUGAUGACUUAUUCCAAGUAGAUCGCACAGGGGGAUAUGUUCGUACCAAGGGUAACCAACGCUAUACUCCAAACCGCGAGUACAUCCUUGGCGUGUCCGCUGAAGACAUUAACGCACCGACACAGCAGAAAACACCUAUCAAGAAACUGUCUAUCCUCGUUGGUGAAAGGGACCCACAGUUCUUUGAGCCAGAAUAUGAGGCAAAUAUGCCCGAAAAUGCAGAUCCAGAUUUCUCAAUCGUAACAAUCGAGGCCCACUCAUUUCAAAAACAUGACAUCUCAUAUGAGCUCCUAGAUGCGUCAGGGAAUGAGUCGCCAUUCUUCCGAAUCAGGAGUGUUGACAAUCGCAAAGGAGAAGUGUAUUUGAUCCAGAAACGUGACUAUGAAACCGAUCCAAAUAGAUAUAUUUUGAGUGUUACCGCAACAGAAGAUGGGCCAGACAAUCCUCGAUCUAGCACCACUAGGUUGGUGAUCAACUUAAUAGAUAUCAACGACAACAAUCCUACAUUUCCACUGUCAGAAUAUAUUCCUCAAAAUUCUGUAGCUGAGACAAUUGCAGAGGGCACUGAGAUCACUAGAGUGACUGCAAUUGACAAGGAUGCGGGUGAGAAUGCCAGGCUACAAUACAGUAUUCCCAAUGAUGGCAACUUCACUAUUGAGACAAGGAACAAUGUGGGGAUCAUCAAAACUGCCAGACGGCUUGAUUACGACUUCAUACCGGAUCAUACCUACAAAUUCCAAGUGGUUGCCGUUGACAAUGGUGAACCACCACGUAGUGGUUCUGCCAUGGUCCGUGUGUCCAUAACCAAUGUCAAUGAUGAACCUCCAAUGUUUAAUCCUUCAGUUAUUGAAGCUAGAGUUAAUGAAGAUGCUAACCCAAAUACUGUGGUCACAGUCGUACAGGCCUCAGACCCUGAUGGCGAUCGAGUCACGUUUUCUCUCAAAGGCCCAUCAGGACCAUUUGAAAUGAACCCUAACUCUGGAGUAAUUACGCUGGUUGAAAGAAUCAACACAAAUGCCGUGAAAUAUGUCCUUAACGUCACGGCAACUGAUGAUAAUUCCUGUUGCCGUAGUGGCACCAGACAACAUAGCGAUGGUGUCGUAAUCAUUGAGGUUAUAGACGUCAACAACAAUGCACCAAAAUUCCCCGAUUGUGACUCUUAUAACCCGACAAUUCUGGAAAAUCAAAACAUCGGUCUUUCAGUUAUAACUGUAUCAGCUCAGGAUUUAGACAGUGGGAGUAAUGGUGAAAUCAGAUAUUCAAUCGUUAACUCCCCAAAUCAGGAUAGUGAUUUAUUCGAGAUUGAUCCCUUUAAUGGCACCAUAACAACAUCAAAUGUUUUCGAUCGUGAGAGCUCAAAUAACGUCAAAGAAUACGGAGUGACAAUAAAGGCUGCAGAUAGAGGGAGCAGCAGCUUGGCUGGACUCUGCAACUUCAAAGUGAAAAUUGGUGAUUUGAACGAUAAUGACCCCACCCUUGAUCAAAGCAGCUACCAGAUUACCAUUCCAGAAAGUAUCGAACUUAACACUAGAAUCCUGAGGGUCUACGCCAAUGACAGAGAUACUGGGAUAAAUGCCCAGGUUUUCUACGAACUCGUAUCUGAUCCUUCAGGAUUCUUUGCGCUGGAUAGAGAAUCUGGUUGGUUGAGCGUUGUCAAGGCGAUAAACCAGAGAGAGAAAGUGAUCCUUGAGGUGAAGGCAACAGAUCGUGGCACCCCUCCAAGGUCAGACACUGCCGAAGUUGAAAUCUCCAUCAAGGAUACUGUGAACAAGCCACCUGUGUGGAUCGAAAACAUAGACAAUACACCAAUCACAAUACUUGAGAACACCCCACAGGAUGACGUCGUAGGGACGUAUCGUGCGCAAUCUCAAAUUGAGGGUAACCCAGGUGUGAGCUACUCCAUCCAAACUGGGGUAUCACCCGAGAGUAACAACCCGAAAAGUUUUUUCUCUAGGACUAUCGAUACGGGGAAUUCAGAUGUCCCAUCAGCUAUGGAAGUUCUUGUCCUGGAUUAUUUGGAUUAUGAGAAGAUCCCAGAGUACAUUUUGACAUUAAGAGUUGCAAAUCGCGCUGGCAACCCUCUUCACACGGAGGCUCAUCUCACAAUACGGCUAAUCGAUGUGAAUGAUGUCAUCCCGCUAUUUGAGGGAGUUGAUGAGAACAACCGCUAUCCCGCCAGUGUUGCAGAGAAUGCCCUCAUUGGGACGUCGGUCGUUGUUACACAUGCUGUUGAUACUGAUGUUACACCUGAAUUCGCAAGGGUCACCUAUGGUAUUGAAGAGAAAGGCCAGGAUUGGCGGAAAUUCAGCAUUGACCCUGUGACAGGUCUUGUUGAGACAAUGGCUCAAUUUGACCGUGAAGAACAGAGUGAAUACUUCAUCACUGUCUAUGCGGAAGAUGGAGCACCAUCUGCACGUCCUAAGUCAAACGGGAAUCCUAACCGUGGAUAUGCUGAGGUACACAUCAAGAUCUCUGAUGUUAACGACAAUAGACCAACAUUUGCUGCAAGUAUUUAUAAUGCUACCGUGGAUGAAAAUGCCGACACUGGACAUAUGGUUGCCACGGUAACUGCUGAUGACAAUGAUGAAGCGAGUAUCCUCCAGUACUCAAUUAUUGACGUCACAGUAGAUCGGGGAAGUAGCGGCAACGAAUUUGCCGUCAAACAAGACACUGGCGAGAUCUAUGUUGCGGGGAAACUUGACUAUGAAAACGGCCCUCGGGAAUACACAUUGCGUUACAGGGUGUUUGACGGACUUUUUGAUAAUACAUGUGCCGUCGUAAUCAAGGUCCAGGAUGUUAACGAUAAUAAGCCAGUUUUUACGCAGUCAGAAUACACAGUUAGGAAUAUACAAGAAGAGAGCACGGAUAAUCCAAAGUUUCUUGUUCAGGUCAGUGCGACAGAUCCAGAUACAAUGCAGAACACCAAUAUCCACUAUCGACUAGAAGGCCAGUAUGCAGAGGACGGCACAUUUGUCAUCGACCCCAACACCGGGGAGAUCUCCGUCACUAGGCCUUUAGAUCGGGACAGUCCUAAAGGGACAGAGGCAUAUGAGGUGAACGUCUUGGCGGAUGAUGAACCAGGACAGCCGUCAUCACUAACUGGUGUAGCCGUUGUGAGAAUCUUCCCAACAGACAUCAAUGAUAAUGCUCCGGAGUUCACUGGCUCUUUGAUUGGACACGUCACAGAGCAUGCUAGUGCAAAUGAUCCUGUGCUAACAGUAAGAGCAACUGACCCAGAUGAGUCCAUCAACGGGACCGUCACAUUCAGCAUACGACAGUCUCCAAUAGCUCCAAAUGGUCAACGUCUGUUUAAAAUUAACCCUGACACUGGGCUUAUCUCCACGACAACAGCGAAUAGCCUCGAUAGGGAGAUUCCUGGCCAGGAUAGAUUUGACAAUAUAAUAGUAGUGGCCUCAGAUCGAGGAUCUCCUGGGAAAUCAACUAGUGCCACAGUCACAGUCAUUGUGGAUGAUAUCAACGAUCAACGUCCUGUCUUCACCGAAAAACUCUACACGACAACAAUGUCUGAGAGUCUGCCAAAAGAGGCCUCUGUCAUGUCUGUUCAGGCUGUUGAUGGAGAUAUUGGGGCAAAUGCCGUUUUGACAUAUUCUCUGCCUAACCCUGAUGAUAGGAAGUAUUUUAAGAUCGAUAGCGUUGAAGCCACCAAUACUGGCGUCCUUAGGAUUCAUGAGCAAGUGGACUUUGACACGUUAGACAGUCACUUCUUCAACCUGACCGUCCAAGUCACUGACCCAAACCCAGAGCACAAAGACAUUGCCUACAUUCAAGUUCAUGUGACUGAUUUCAAUGAUAACGCCCCUGAGUUCUCACCUCCACAUAUUCCUGUCACUGUUCCGGAGAAUGUCACAAUUGGAUACCCCCUGGCAACAUUCACGGCAACAGAUAAGGAUCAAGAAGGGGAAAAUAGUAAAUUUGAGUACAAAAUUGAUCGCGGCACUGACAAAAAUCGUCAAUUCUCAGUUGAUGACGCAGGAGUAGUUCGUGUAGCAAAACCUUUAGAUAGAGAAACUGACCCGGAUCACAAAGUUUACAUCCUUGCAGUAGACAAAGGUUCACCUCCGCUAACCGGCACAGGAACUCUGACAAUCACGCUGACUGAUAUUAACGACAACUUCCCAGAAUUUGCUGAAGACUACCACCCUGUUGUAUAUGAGAAUGAAAGUCCCCAAGACCCCGUAGUGACAAUCAGAGCAAUGGAUCCCGAUGAUGAUACCAAUGGACCCCCAUUCAAGUUUUGGUUGCCAUGUAACGGGGGAUGCCCUUGUGAGCAAAAUCCAACUUGUGAUGAGUUUACAAUGCAAUUUGUCCAAUCUGGAGACAGCCUCAAAGGUGCUGGAAUCGUCAAGGCCUUAGUCCCAGACUUUGACCGCGAGAAGCAGAAAUAUUACGAGAUCCCUAUUAUCAUGAAAGACACUGGAAAUCCGCCAAACAGUGGUACAAACACGCUUACUGUCACCAUUGGCGACCGCAACGACAACGAUCAUUUCCCGGGACAUCAAGACAUCUUUGUGUACAAUUACAAAGACUGGGAGCCAACAAGUGAAUUUGAAAAUGCUCCGUGUGGCUAUGUCUAUGCUCAGGAUGAAGAUGAUUGGGACCGAGAGGAUAAACGGUUUGAAUUUGUUGGAACAAAACCAGCACAGUUCGACCUUGAUCUGGUUGGUGGAAUGAUCUAUAUGAAGUUUGGCACGAAAGAUGGAAUCUACACAUUCAAUGUGCGAGUAUAUGACCAAAUAAGGGACAAAUCUGCCGUCUCAUCUGUAAAAGUGACAGUACAAGAAAUUGGCGAUGAUUGUGUUAGAAGUUCUGGUUCUCUUAGACUUACUGACCUCACUGCUGAAGAGUUCCUAGCCAGGCCAUAUGAGGGGCCUCCUCUGACCAAAUAUGGUGAUAGCAAAAGAAGUAUACUUCAGAAGAAGCUUGCAGAGAUGUUGAACACUGCAACAGACAAUGUUGAUAUAUUUACAUUAAGGAAUCAUCCAGAUCUGAAACGUACACUUGAUGUGCGAUACUGUGCUCAUGGCUCCCCCUAUUAUAAAGAGUCAAAACUAAAUGGUCUAAUGGAGCAAAACAGGGAUGAGUUUGCUGCUCUUGGAUUUAACAUUGCUCAAAUUCCCGUUGACGAGUGCUACAAAGAGAUUUGCGAAUCAGGUGGUUGUGAGAACCGUUUAAUAACCACCAAUAAACCACUGCUCAUCAACUCAAAUGGAACGUCCCUGGUGGGCGUGACUGCCUACAUUGAGGCUGAUUGUGUUUGUGCAGCGAAGACAUUCUCUGAUAACCUUGAGACUUGUAGUUUUGGCGUGUGUAAAAAUGGUGGAACUUGUGUCGAUCAAGAUGAGUCCGGUUUCCGCUGUAUCUGCCCAGCUGACUUUGACGGAGCACGCUGUCAACAAACUAAACACAGCUUCAGUGGCGAUGGAUGGGCAUGGUUCGAGCCCCUCAAACAAUGCGAGGAUAGCGUCACCAGCCUCUCUUUCAUCACAGAGGAGCAAGACGGUAUUAUUUUAUACAAUGGACCCCAGCGGCCAGUCACUGGUGAAGAAUUUGAAGAUUUUAUUCUCUUGGAGUUGAUUGGUGGAUUCCCACAGCUUAGGAUCAAUCACGGGUCGGGAGAGACAUCAGCACCUCUAAGGAUUCUGGGAUUGACGUCCGAUGACGAGCAGGUCCUCGGGAAGCUGAAUGAUGGUGAAUGGCAUAGGAUUGACAUCUAUAGGGAGGGAAAGAAAGUAAGAAUGGUCGUUGACCAGUGUGUGAAGUCCACAAUUAGCGAACAAGGAGCUAACACUGUAGAAGAUCGCACUGCCUGUGAGGUUAUCGGGGAAACCAAUGGUGACAAUAUGUACCUUAACGUCAAGGACCCUCUCCAAUUAGGAGGUGUUUCCAUGGAGAACCCCAAGUUCCCUAAUAAGAUGAACACUAAGGGCUUUAAUGGCUGCAUUAAGGACCUUGUGCACAAUGGAGAGUUAUAUGACUUAUUCAUUGGUCGAGAAGGAAUGCACGAGAACUCUGAAGAUGGCUGCCCUCGUGAAGACGUCAUCUGCGGUGCAAACAGCAUAGAUGGUUUGAAGUGUGGAAUCCAUGGAAAAUGUAUCGGCAGUUUUAUAGAUGGCGUCUAUAGAUGUAUGUGCGAUCCAGGCUAUAGGGGAAGCAAAUGUGAUACCAAUACGACAACCAGAGAUUUUGGCGAGGACAGCUACAUAGAAUGGGACUUUAAAACUGACUUCUACAAUACGCUGAGCCAAAGAAAGAAUACUAUACAGCUCAUGUUUAGGACAAGGCAAGAUGAGGGACUGCUUUUCACUGUUAAGACUGACUUCAAAGAUGAAUACAUGAACCUGGAGAUCAGAGACAAGAAGAUCCAGUUCCGUUACAACCUAGGUGGCGCUGUCAACAUCCUGCCCCUUAGUUACGUGAAUGUCUCAGAUGGACAGUGGCACGUAGCCAGAGUGGAGCGUAUGGGAAAACAAGUUACUUUGAAACUUGAUCAUGGGGAAGGCCGUUAUAUCAACCACACUGAAGGGGAGCUACAUGGUCAUCAGUUAAUCAGGAUAAGCAGUCGUAAUAUCUACGCUGGCGGGGAUGUCAAAGAAGUUGGGCGAACAAGCAUUGACCUGGACUACAUGGACAGUUGUUUGAACGACAUAAGAUACGAUGAGGAGUGGUUCCCUAUGACAAACAACGAAACACCCCAGAGUGUAAGCGCAGAGUGGAUGGACGAGCAGGCCAUAUCUGAAGGGUGUCCCACAGCUGCUUGCGUCAACUUCCCAUGCUCCCCCUCACCUCCUCUCACAUGUAUCGACUUCUGGAGGAAACCUGUGUGCAUGUGCCCGCCAGGUCAGAUGAUGUCUUCAGGUCCAGAUUUGUGUGUCAACAUAAAUGAGUGUCUCUCAGAUCCAUGUCUUAACGGAGGCACAUGUUAUGACGGAGAUAAUCGAUUCACAUGUGAAUGUUACCCAGAAUACAGCGGUGAAUACUGCGAGUUGCAGACGGCAGCCGUUGUUGCGAUUGUUAGUCCAGGCGCCAUUGUUGCAAUCAUUGUGUGUCUCAUUGUACUUUUACUGAUCAUCUUGCUAUUUAUCAUCUACAACAGACGUCGUAAACCUCAUUAUGUCGUUGAGCUUGAACCCGAAGAUGACAUCAGGGAGAAUAUCAUAAACUAUGACGAAGAAGGAGCAGGUGAAGAGGACCAAGACGCAUAUGACAUCAGCCGGAUGCAGAAACCUGUUGAUCCAGAUAUGCCAUCUAAGAAAGUCAAACCUCUGAAAUCUGCACCUCCAGGGGACUCUCCAGAUGUUGGUGACUUUAUAAACAAUCGUCUUGGUGAUGCUGAUGAUGAUCCGGCAAACCCUCCACACGACAGUGUGCGGGAAUACGCCUACGAAGGUGGCGGUAGCGAGGCCGGGUCUCUCAGUUCUUUGAACUCUAGUGAAUCAUCAGACAAUGAUAAUUUUGACUAUUUAGAUGACUGGGGUCCGAGAUUUUCAAAAUUAGCUGAUAUGUAUGGUGCUGAUAAGUAGUCAUGGAUUUGUGUAGUCAUGGCUGAAUUAGUCAUGGCUGAAUUGAGUCAUGGAUGGAUUUGUAUUUAGAUAGCUUUAUACCAAAUAUACAGUACUGCACACAGCACUGGAGCGACACUCUUAGACUACUGUUGGUUAGCAUUGGAAGACAGUGUGUUCUAAUUGCAGUUUGCAGUGAAAUUUCGGAAGGUACUAACAGUAGGAAGACAGUAUUUAACCACAGCAAAUAGGACACAAUAACACAUUCACUGCGAUACUACAAUAUGGUGGCACAAUGCAUGAAUAUUCACUGUCCAUAGUAAAUCUCAUUUGCGAAAUUGACAACAAACAAAUUGGUUUUGUUUCCAAGAAAGAUCAGAUCCAACAUCCUAUUGUAAGGACUUAUCGUACAGAUUGACUCGCCAGUAGAGGCUAAAAUAUACAGCUGGUCCAGAUUUAACUGGUCCAGACCUAGAGCUAGUACUUAUCAUGCAUUCUGUCCAAAUGAAAUUUACCAGGGAUCGUAUGUAUAUUCCUUGUGGAUUCUGUGUCGACCAUUUGUAGUUUUGCUAUGUUGUAACUACAUAUCAAACACAUGCAUGAUGUAUUAUAUAAUAUUAUUGCUCAGACAGGGAUGAUAAAAACUUAAAAAGCUGUGGAUUUCAAGUUGAUGCUUUUUAAGAAUGUGUUUGUCUCAUGUUAUAAAAUGUUCCUUACAAGUCUAUUGAGGUUUGUGACAGUUCAACAGCCCUCUGAAAUACCACAUAAAAAGCAGUGAUCUCCCUAGCAUUUAAUCAGCUGGGUGAAAAAUAAUGGCACCUUAUUGAAAAUCUACUGCACCCUGUUAAAAUUUGAAAAUAACAUGCCACCCCGUUAAAAGUCUGUUUGCACCUUGUCAAGAGGAUGAAAUAUACAUGUACAUCUA
This is a messenger RNA of Owenia fusiformis, 10250 nucleotides long. The record is from the annotation of a GenBank genome assembly. Lineage: Eukaryota; Metazoa; Annelida; Polychaeta; Sabellida; Oweniidae.